AUGUCGACGGUAGAAGGAGCCGGGCAGCGGGAGGAAGGGGAGUACGGAAGGGCGGCAAAGCGGCUAAAAACGGAGGAGAGGGAGACAGAGGCGGAGGAGAGAGAGGAGGGGGAAGAGGAGCUGGAGGAGGGGGAGGAUUCGGACUCCGGCUCGCUGCCCGGUAACGGAGAGCCAGCAGCGGACAACCGGGCCCGGUGGAGCGCCAGCCAAUACGGAGCAGGAGGACGGAGGGAUAAUGGUGAGGACUCCCAUCGUAUCUCUCCCAGCCCUGUGGUCCAUGUCAGGGGUCUGUGUGAGGCCGUGGUGGAAGCAGACCUGAUAGAUGCCCUGGAGAAGUUUGGACCCAUAUGUUAUGUGAUGAUGAUGCCAUUCAAGCGCCAGGCCCUGGUGGAAUUCUCAGCAGUCGAGAGCGCCGACCGUUGUGUUUCCUGUGGAGCCAAGGAGCCUGUUUACAUUGCAGGCCAACAGGCCUACUUUAAUUACUCCACAUCCAAGAGAAUCACCAGGCCGACCAAUGCUGACAACCCCAACAGUGGCAACAAGGUCCUCCUGCUGUCCAUACAGAAUCCCCUCUAUCCUAUAACCACGGAUGUUCUGUACACAGUGUGUAACCCCAUCGGCAGUGUGCUGAGGAUCGUCAUCUUUAAACGGAAUGGAAUCCAGGCCAUGGUGGAGUUUGAGUCCGUUCAGUGCGCUCAGAAGGCCAAAGCUGCUCUGAACGGGGCUGACAUCUACGCUGGUUGCUGUACACUUAAGAUUGAAUAUGCAAGGCCAACACGUCUGAAUGUGAUUAAGAACGACAACGAGAGCUGGGACUACACUAAACCUUACCUGGUCAGACGAGACCGUGGAAAGGGCAGGCAGAGACAGGCCAUUUUAGGAGAACACCCGUCAUCCUACAGUGAUAACGGCUAUGGUUCACCCUGCCCCCUGCUGCCUCUGCCUGGCAACAGCAGGUACAAGCUCACCUCAGUAGACGUUCCAGACAUGGUGUCCUACCCUCUGCCCCAGUCAUCCUCCUCGUACUCUGGCCACGCCCCUAGCUCUGUUGCCAUGGUGAGCGGCCUUCAUCCAUCCAAGAUGAACUGCACCCGCAUCUUCAACCUCUUCUGCCUCUACGGAAACAUUGAGAAGGUAAAGUUUAUGAAGAGUGUUCCUGGUACAGCAUUGGUUGAGAUGGGAGAUGAGUAUGCUGUGGACAGAGCCAUCACACACCUUAACAGCAUCAAGGUGUUUGGCAAAAGACUCAACGUUUGUGUGUCUAAGCAGCACGCAGUGAUCCCCAGUCAGGUGUUUGAGUUAGAGGACGGCAGCAGCAGCUAUAAGGACUUUGCCAUGACCAGAAACAACCGCUUCAGCAGCGCCGGACAGGCUUCUAAAAACAUCAUCCAGCCUCCAUCUGCAGUGCUACACUACUACAACGUUCCUCCAUGCAUAUCACAGGACCACCUACUGAGGCUGUGUACGGAGCAUGACGUGCCUGGCUUCGUCAAAUUCAAGAUGUUUGAUGCCAAACCCUCCUCUAAGACCAUCUCUGGCUUGCUGGAAUUUGACAGUAAGACGGAGGCUGUGGAGGUUCUUACUGUUCUCAACCACUACCAGAUCAGGAUACCCAAUGGGUCCAACCCAUACACCCUGAAGCUGUGUUUCUCCACCUCGUCUCAUCUUUAAAAAGUUGCAGAGCACAAAAAGAGGUUGCUGAGCCUGAUGGUGGCUGACCUCUGACCUGAGAGAGGGAGAGGGACCACGAGAGACAAGUGGAGGAGAUGUAAACAAAGAAAUAGGAAAGAAGAAGAGAAUGAGAAUGGCCUUUAAAGGUGAUGAAGACGACAGAAAGAGACGUGUUAAGUAGAGAGAAGACACCCAUCAUCCCACCAUCCAAUCACAACUCAACAAGCUGACAGACUAGUGACUGUGGGAAAUACUCUAAUAAUGUGUUCAUAUUGUCAAGUAGGACAACUGGAGGACACCAGAAGUCUUCUCUGCAUGGUAAACUUGUCUUUGAGUUUGGACCUAGACAGACCCACUCUGAGGAAUAUACUGUACAAAUCCACUUCAGUGUUGGUCUCUAGAAUCAUCUGGGCACACAGUGACUGAAAUAUUAUCUUACUGUUUAAAAAAUAUAAAUACAGCGUGUUGUUUUAAAAUGUCAUUGAACACAUACUGUACAGUAAAUGUGGAUACAAUUUUAACAGUUCUCAUUCAGGGUUCAUACUUUAACUUUCGUCCUGGCAGCAGCGAGGCCUACAGAGGUGUCCCUCCACUAUUCAGUCAAGCACAUAGUGAGAUAACUCAACUACUAAGCAGUUGUUAAGUUGCUGCGGAUAUUCGCGGUCCAGCGGAAGGUCCGGAUUUUCAGCCAACACUUUGGUGUAUGACAUGGUAUCUGGAAAAUGAAUGACCAUGAAUAUGGGUCUUUCCAAAAAGAUGAAUUCUGAUGGCUUUAAAAAUCUACUGUUAUUUCUUUAGCCCCACCUUCAGCUUUCCCACCAUCACCAAGUGUUCUAAUCAAGACACAAGAAAUAUGAAAGAAAUAUGAACUGCACUGCACUAAUGUGCACGUUGUCAUGAAAUAUUACAGGGACUGUUUGAAUCUGUGUAUUAUGUCUAUAGAUUAAAAUCCAGGAGCGUUGUAGGGGAAAUUCUUCCAUAAUACCACAGCAUAGACGUUCUCCCCCGACUUCUAGAAUGCUUUGCCUUAUAUACAUCUACUACCCAUCCAACAUUUUCAUCUACCACAGCAUCAUUACAGAAAACUGCCCUAACUGCUUGUUUCAAAGAUAGGAAAAAUCCCAUCUUUCUUUUACAGAAGCAAUUCCUGAACUCAUCACAGCCAUCACAGAUCUCCUAUCUCAUCUUAAGAAAUCCUAACUAUAAACAUGACUUCAAUCAGCACUCAUCCUGUCAUGCCUUGGCUCUGAUUGGUUGUUUUUGUUCAGGCCCAGUGAAUUCUUACAAUCCCAUUAGGAGCACUAGGAGGAGGAACCUGAUUGUUUCACAAUGUAUCUGUCUCAUGUACUACUGUCAGGAUAUAGUGAAAGCUUUAGCAAAUAUGAUGAAAACUUUUACAAAGAUUAGGUACUGCAGCAUACACGGUCCGGUAAAUGUAAAGCGUAAUCAUAUGCUUUGAGUGUCCUUUCAAUCAUAAUAUUUCGGUGUACAUGUCCCCCAUCUUCAUUGUCAUUGCCAAAUAGACUUAACAACAGUCUACGCCAUCCUAACUUAUGAAAUUUUAUUUUGGCCGCUUCUGUACAGCUAAAUUUCUAUCCUAAGAUAAGAUGGAAACAUGUUUCUGUAAUACCAAAAAUCCUAAAUGUCCUAAAAUGAGAUAAGAUAGGAUUUCAGAUUGUUAUGAGGCCUCUGAACUGAAAGAAGUAUGAUGUCUCCCUGGCAAGUUGAACUUAGCAUGAUCCUAACCCUGCCUAACACAGUCUAGAUGCUUUGAGUAGAGUUAUUGGUCCUAAUGCACUAACCUGUCAAUAUUCAAUUCUGCCCUUUAAAGAAUAGUCCUGCUUCUUAUCAUUACUUACUCAAUGUGAUGUAUUUCCUCUGGAAACAGUUGGGGUGGGACAGUGACGGAUCAGUUACAGUAGAGAGGUAGGAUUGUAGAAACAGUUCUGAUAACUUCAGACUGGACUGAACUACUGUGAGACCAGUAUGUUAAAGUAGAACCAGAAAGUGGCUCUCCAGCUUGGGAAUUAAUUUGAACACUCCUUUAAAGUAGCCCAAUCUUACCUUCAAGCUCAGUAUAUAUCAAUUCCACCUUAAAAUCAGUCUGCGUGGAAGAUGCUCAUUUCCAAGAUACAAGUAUAUACGUAUUUGCACUGCACAUGGAAAACUACUGGAACUGCAUAAUAUUAGAGGACAUUUUGCUUUGUUAAACUGCAUUCAUUUUUAAUUUUUAUAAUCUAAUUUCUUUGUGCAUUUUGAAUAUAGUAUGUGAGUAAGUAGGCUACCUAAAAUCUGGAAGAUUCUUAUGGAGGCACAGAGUGGGUGACUGCACACUGGGCUUUGGUGAAGCUCUGUAACAAAAAGUAUAUUGUUUCUGCUCCAGCCUGUAUCUCAUAUAGGACAUGCAGACGUUACUGCUUUACUUUAGUACACUGGGAUCCAUCACACUUUGAAUUAAGGCAUGCUUUUUGUAAAUAUGUAUAUAAGGAAAGGGACAGAUGAAACCCACUUUGUCUGCAGUUAAAUUAUUGCUUAUUUAGAUGUUGUUUGUAUGUCUCUUACAUCACUUGAAUCUUACUGUAUUUCUAAGGAGGUUUUAUUUAUUCUUUUUUAAGUUUUUUUUAAGCCUUUAAGGGUGUUUGAUGAAUGAAGGCUAUUGUUAUUCCGAAGCUGAUGUGAGUAUAAGACAGUUCCACAGAUAUCUCAUGAUUUUGAGGCUGUAAAGGUUUAAUGUUGUUAAUAGUCAGUAAUCACUAAGAAAAAAAAAACUAUAUUGUUCCGUUCAUUCAAGAAUCUCUGUGGUUGUAACUUAAAUGUACAAGUUCAAAUUUAAUAAAUUCAGGUUUGGGGCUGUAAGGUCAGCUCCACUCAGCUC
Molecule: messenger RNA, 4546 nt
Organism: Morone saxatilis (striped sea-bass)
Lineage: Eukaryota; Metazoa; Chordata; Actinopteri; Moronidae
Product: heterogeneous nuclear ribonucleoprotein L-like
Biological process (GO): regulation of RNA splicing; mRNA processing
Cellular component (GO): nucleus
Molecular function (GO): mRNA binding
Source: RefSeq, a predicted model, not a curated record